GGUCUCUCUGUCUCUUUGCAUGGUUUUGUAUCAGUCUUGUGUUUGGGUUUUGGUGGUGUGUCUUGUUUUGCUCUAUUCCUUUCUUCCUUCCAUGGGGUUUCGUCGAUUAAUCUUUCUUUUUUGCUACUAUUGCUAUUCUUCUGCUUUAUCUGUACGAACCAACAAUCUGGGAAUGAAUAUCUUCAAUCACUAUCAUUAUCACUAGAAAGAAAGUAUUUUUAUUAUUAUUAUUAUACAAUUCACUCACUCACUCAAUCGCCUUUGCACGCCAGCCACAAUGCCAUUUCUUGAUUCCAUUCUUCCCUAAUUCUGCAGCGAUCAUCAAUGUCUGGAGAUUAGGAGAGUGAUGUACUCUGAUUUGAGAAGAAGAAGACAGAAAGAAACAUGGAGGCCAUGAAUCAUCAUCAUCAUCAACAACAACAGCAGCAGCAGUCUCUGGAGAGAGUGGUGUCCCAGAAAGCUUUAGUGCUCAGCAAUUCAUUUCCGUGCCAGAUAUGUGUGGUGGGAUUCUUGUGUGGGAUUUGUCUCACCUCUCUCUUUCUGGCUGCCCUCACUUCCUUUGGUGCUGCCUCCUCUGCCCUCACUUCAUUCUCACCUUCAUCUUCAUCUUCAUCUUCAUCAUCAAUUGGGAUCUCCACUGGUGGAGACUGCAAAAGCUUAUUACUUAGAGAAAGAAUAAUGUAUUCUGAGAAAAACAUAAGCGCAACCGACGAGAAGAUCUCAUCACUAUACGACGCAUGGAGCAAUUUACUCAACAACUCUUCCGCAGAUGAGAAAAUCAAACUCGGAAAAUCUGAUGUACCCAAAGCCCCUCACUUGAAGAACUGCAAGGCGAGCGUUACAAUAAAUUGUCGUCUUGAUACACGUCUUGGGAACCAAAGCUUCCCUCCAUGGACGAUCUGGAAAGGAUCGUUGGACGAAGUUACAGUGUCAGCUACCAAUGAGCAGCUCAAAAAUUACCGGGAUCAUAUAAUAUCCGAGGGAGGUUAUCCUCCUUGGGUAAGAGGCUCGGAUGAAGAGAACUAUCCGUUGACAAGGAAAGUGCAAAGGGACCUAUGGCUUCAUCAGCAUCCCGAUGACUGCAGUGAUCCAACCGUAAAGUUUCUAGUCGCGGACUGGGAAAGAUUGCCCGGAUUUGGCAUCGGGGCACAGCUUGCGGGAAUGUGUGGUCUGUUUGCGAUUGCAGUGAACGAGAAGAGGGUCCUCAUUACAAACUACUAUAAUAGAGCCGACCACAACGGGUGUAAAGGUUCGUCGCGAUCGAGCUGGUCAUGUUAUUUCUUUCCCGAAACCUCCGAGGAGUGCCGGAGAAGAGCGUUCGAGCUGAUGGGAGAUAAACGGGCUUGGGAAACAGGCGUUAUUACCUUCAAGGAAAAUUACACGACGAAAGAAAUAUGGACGGGAGGGACACCGAGGGUGUGGGGCAACCCUUGGUCGAUUAUACAGCCGACGACAGAGAUAAACGGGAGAUUGGUUGUUCAUCAUCGGAAAAUGGAUCGUAGGUGGUGGCGAGCUCAGGCAAUUCGGUACCUUAUGAGGUUCGAAUCCGAGUACACUUGCAACUUGAUGAACAUUGCUCGCCAUUCUGCAUUUGGACGGGAAGCUGCAGAAAUGGUUCUGGUGUCAUCAUCGUCGUCAUCAGCUGAUGAACACAAUGAGGACGAUAAGGUAUUGGAUGUAAAAAGAGUUGUUUGGUCGAAUCACGAGCCAUGGAUUCCUCGUCCAUUGUUGAGCAUCCAUGUUCGGAUGGGGGACAAAGCAUGUGAAAUGAAGGUUGUUGGAUUCGAGCAAUACAUGCGCUUGGCGACAAAGAUCAGGAAGCAGUUCCCACAUCUUAAUCACAUCUGGCUUUCCACUGAAAUGCAGGAAGUGAUCGACAAAUCAAAAUCCAAAUCCUUCAAGCACUGGAAAUUCUACUACACAAAUGUUACGCGCCAGACAGGGAACAUAACAAUGGCAACUUACGAAGCGAGUCUUGGGAGGGAGACUAGCACCAACUAUCCUAUAGUGAACUUUCUAAUGGCUGCCGAAGCAGACUUCUUUGUCGGGGCAUUAGGGUCAACAUGGUGCUUCCUCAUAGACGGAAUGAGGAAUACCGGAGGAAAAGUUAUGUCGGCAUACUUGAGUGUCAACAAGGAUAGAUUUUGGUAGACAAACACUCUUAAGAGGCUAUACUUUAGUUGGCUAUAUAUCAGAUGACAUAUACAUAAAUAAAGUGCAUGUCUCUGUUUGGACCAACCAUUCCUCCUAAGUUAUUUUACAAAUUUACAUAAUUUUUUUCACAGGAGUAAAACCAAAAUAAUAUAUAUAUAUAUAUAUAUAUUCUCAGACAACUACAAGAGGAAACUUUUCGAGUGUUCAAACAAAAUGUAUGCGAUGCAUAGAAGGUAGUAGUUUUCACCAGACUAAACCAAUCCCACCAUGAAAAAAUAAAUGUACUAGGAAGCACCAUUGCUGCCACUAGAAAAGUGUCUCCAAAAAAGAAAUAAUUAACAAAAUGUUUUCUUACAAGCUAGACAACGGAAAUACAUCUGUUCCUGAUUAGCCUUCCAGUCGACAAGCUCCCCCAGUGCCAUUUUCUAAAUGCUCCCACCGGCAUCAAGAAAUUUGAGGUUCCUCUAGUCUGGCAAGAAUGC
Messenger RNA from Andrographis paniculata, 2636 nucleotides. RefSeq lists its product as uncharacterized. Gene Ontology annotation, biological process: protein N-linked glycosylation. The coding region runs from base 385 to 2151 and encodes 588 amino acids. The transcript is spliced from 9 exons. Gene Ontology annotation, molecular function: alpha-(1->6)-fucosyltransferase activity. The record is from RefSeq and is a predicted model, not a curated record. Lineage: Eukaryota; Viridiplantae; Streptophyta; Magnoliopsida; Lamiales; Acanthaceae.